AAAAAUAUGGCACCUCUGUUGAAGUUUGAGCGCGCAGCUGCCAAAAAUCAAUAUUUUCUUGAAAAAUCGUUUUAAUUCUAUGUUAAAACAUCAAAAUGCCUGAAACAAUAAUAGAAAGUGUCCUUACGGGAAAACUAGACUCGAAGUUAUUAAUAAAGUGGCUAAACGACGAAUCUUUAGAGGACAUAUCUGAAGACUGUAUAUUGAAUUGCUGUAACAAGAAUGAUUUUGUGACGUGUUUUUUAUCUUUUUUGAGGACCCAAACCGAUAGCAUCCUACAAACAAACAGCAAUGCAGUACAAAUACUCCAACACAGCACUCCGGAGAAGCUUCUCAGUACCAGACGCAAGCACCGGAGGUCCAUCAGUGACCCUACCAGCGAAGACCGAACAAUGGACAGUCUAUCAGUCAAAACUGAUAGGCAACGGAGCCAUGAAUCUCCAAGCAAGGACCGUAAGAGAACCGGCAGGAGAGUUAAAACAAAACUGUUUAACGAAGACAAAUCCAUCAACCAAUCCGCUUCAUCAGAUGAAUCAAGACUUAGCACUGGAGUAGACAGACUAAUUCUAUCUAGUACACCAAUGAAAAAUGGCAUGAAACCGUCCGAUUACCCUAAUUUGUCAGUCAGUAGUCCGGUAACUCCACGAAGCUUUGUCAAAGAACAUUAUGAACGGUGUGACACUCCGAGGUUGAGUCAUCGUCACUCAAGAUCUCAAGAGAAGAGCUGUUUAGGAGAUUAUAUGGUGAAUGUUACAAAGAGUAGUAAAAAGAAGAAAGGGAGAAGUUCAAUAGAGAAUGAUGAUAGUAAACCGGAGUUGGACUUGACUAACUCGGAGAUGUUUCCGGAGAUAGGUGCUAGAAAAGCUAGUUCUUUAAGGUCUGAGAAGCGACGGAUUAAACCCACCAACAUAGACAAGUCACAGAAAAGCAUUUCUCUAAACAGUUUCAGUGUGGAAUCGAUACAAACUUCACCGUCUUUAGUUGAAGAGAAUUCAGUUUUUAAACAGCAACGCAUACAAGUUAAAGAAACAAAUAGCUUUGAAGCUGAAAGGAACUUUUUGAAGCAGGAACGCCAUAAAUUGAUGGAGAAAUUUAAUAUACUUAACACAGCUUCACCGCAGAAAGUCAUAGCUACACCGCAAAUAAAAAUUACUCAGAAAAACUCAAUAGAAAAAAGCCAGAGUUUCAUCAAAAGUGAUGUUACCAAGAUAAUGUGUAAAGACAAGCUGGAUUUACUAGUAGAAAUAUAUGAGAUAUUAAUGACAAAUAAUUUAAUACUAAGUUUGAAUACGGAGAUAUAUUUUUUGAUAUCGAUUCUGAUAUCGAAGCAGUUUGAAGAUGACUUUGUGUUAGCUCAAAAUAAGUUGAAAGAGAAUGACAUGGGGUAUUUGCUAAAGACUAUACAUAAUAGUACGUACUUUGCGGUGAAGUCACUUUGGCACCAGCGAGUUAUAUUGGAAGUUAUUCUUGAUAAGAGCUCGUUGAAGACUUUGGGUGAAAACAAAAAAGUGCGAAGUUUUUACCCGGACUUAGCGAAAUUCUUACUAAACUGCUACGGGCUCCGGUGUGAGGCCGAGAACAAUCAGGACAAGUCGAGACAGAGCGAGUCCCAGUCCAACGGCGUGGUGUGUUUCAACUCGGAGACUGACAAUAUUGACAAUUUCCCUUCGAUGCUCAGCUUCCAAACUUUUAAGAAGCAAAGGGACAUGUUUUAUGAGAUUUGGAGAUGGUACCAAGACACCCAGUCGGGAGGGUCGCGUUCGUCCCUCCGUGGCCGAGUGAAGGCCCUCCUGUGUACGGGGGCGGGGCCCUGCAACCUCGCUCACUUGGCCAAUCUGUUCACCUCACACAUGUACCAACACUGCUUGCCUGCUAGCAAACAGGAAUCGAAGCUAAGCAAGCUACAGCGUCGUUUGACUUGCCCCACCGCGCCCGAAUCACAUCGACUACCCCAGUUCAGCCAACAGGAAAUGUUUUACAAAGAUUUCAUAAUAAACGCUGAGAAUGAAUCGUUUCGCGUACAUCUGAGAGACGCCAUAGCUUCGGAAAUAUGUGUUCUAGACGGCACGCAUAUCACAUCGGAUGAUAGAGGGAAUUCAAACAUCGAAAUCACAAAAGAAUACCUAGCUCUAUCAAAGAAACUAGGUCUUCUAGCGAAAUUCCUAGGUUUUCUAGCGUCUCUACCGUACACCCAGUUCACGAUAGACGCUACGAAUAAGAAUGCAGUGACAAAGGUGAUCAGCAGAGAAGUGAACUAUGCGACGCCCAAAGAAAAGGUUUUGGCUAACGAUUUAGCUUUGAGGAAUUAUAGCCAACCAGCCAUAGACCUGCUAGGUAUACUAAAGAACGCGUUAGAAAACGGUCGACUAUCGAUAUCUUUACCGUGGAUAGUCCACUAUCUAUCGAUGCUAGACUACACAUCACUACGAAUAACAUACUACCAAAACUUACUAAAAAUCCUAUUCGAAAUACACACGAAUCGACUAAAAAUAAACAACACUACGUUAAAAAAGAACACUAUAAUAUAUUUAAAAUCGAUUCUCGGUUGGUUAUUCGAUUUACCGCAUUUUCCUCAGGAUUUGUUCUAUGAGAAUCGACUAAACGUUAGUGGUGGGAGCGAUUUGCUUAUCGAUACUUGUGAGUUAGUCGAUGAAUCGGUUAUAAUAGAGUUGUGCCCGCAUUUGAGGGAUUUGAACGUGUUGUUAUCGACAUGUAGAGUGUCUCAGGAUCAAAAGGAUAUGGCCAGUUAUCGACAUAUCACUCCGGUCAGCUUAACUUUAAAUCCUGAGGAUCGGAUCAAGAAUAAGGAAAAGGAAUUGCAGGCACGCCUAGAAGAAGAGUUACUAAAGAGCCAACCGUCGUCCACUCGCCGUGUGCUCGAGCUGGUAAUCGAACGCGUUACCUCGGCGUGUGUGAGGGAACUAUCCGCCCACACUCUCACGGAGGUGCGCGAGAGGGCCAGCAGGGCUGUGGCUAAGAUGGUCGCUAAUUAUCAGGGGGAUCAGGCUGGUCUCGUACCGGCGGCGCAGCAGAUAUACGCCGCGCACCUCCAACUCCUGCGCAGCGCGGCCCUGGAGGCGGGGCGCGGCUCCGUCCGGCGGCGCGGCGAGGCGGCCGUGGCGGCGCUGCUGGCGGCGGCGCCCCCCCCGCUGGUGGCGCUGGUGGUGCGCGCCGCCACCACCAAACUCGCCAAGUGGCUGCACGACAACUGGACCACGCACGCGGUCCUCUGCAAAGAUAUAGAAUCUGAAGUAAAGACGCUGGUCGCUCUCGGUGAUUUAGGAAUCACCACGUGUCACAAGAACUCAGUGGAUGUCAGCGCUAUGACCACGCCGGGGGCUCAGUUCUCGGCUCAGCAUGUUAGCGCGGCCGCCUGUGUCAUUAAUUUGAAGGAGCAAGUAUGCCUCCUGCUAGAAGGGGCGGAGUCCCCCUGCCUCCCCCUCGUGUUGUCGAGCUGCGCGGCGGCGUGCGGGGGGGGGAACAUGUUCGUCCGCCCCCCCACGCAGCGCGCCAUACUGCAGCUCAGUGUCGACCUCUGUGUCGUCUUCGUAAGCAGAAAACCGAAGGAAGUCAACGAGUCAUUUUUAUUGAAACUCCACGCAAUAUGGAACGUGUGUUGUCCGGACAGAAAGAGGUCUCCUCCUCAAGAAAUAACCCUCCCGGAGAGGCGAGAGGAACUAUCACCACAAUUCCGAAACUUCGAAGACGAAGAACGCGCCCCAACGCCCAUAAGUGACGAGGAAGUCCCCACUAAAAUCGUCAUACUAAACCCAAACUCGGAGAAUUUGCAACCGAACUCGGAGAAUUUGUUACAAGACUCGGAGAAAUUGCAGCAAAACUCGGAGAGUUUGCCGCAAAAGUCGGGUAGUCAAGGCCAAGAGGGUGACGAUAGUGAUGUGAAUUUGGAGUUUUUCGAUAGAAUCUUGUGUCCGAGGAAUAUAAUGUUGCUCAGUGAUGGGAAGAGUGUCGAUGUUUGGGAGGCGAUGGCUACUGUUUUAGUGUUUUUGUUGAAACAUGAUUAUUUGAGCGAAGACUCGCUUACUGAGCAGUGCUUGGCUGUUUAUAGACAGGAUUGGUCUCAGAGCGUCCUAGAGAGCCUAUCAACAUGUAUGAAGUCAGUAUCAGCGCGGUGGUCUCGAUCCUCCACAGGCAAGUUCACUCUAUUCCUAGACUUCCUAGCCGAAUACUGCGGAGACAUGGACUAUGAUCCGUCCGAUCCGAUAGAGGGAUUUGUACUAGCGACCAGUCGACCAACGAGGCAGUCAGUACAUAUAUAUGUUGUGUGUGUGGCUUGUCUCGUACCGGCGGCGCAGCAGAUAUACGCCGCGCACCUCCAACUCCUGCGGAGCGCGGCCCUGGAGGCGGGGCGCGGCUCCGCCCGGCGGCGCGGCGAGGCGGCCGUGGCGGCGCUGCUGGCGGCGGCGCCCCCCCCGCUGGUGGCGCUGGUGGUGCGCGCCGCCACCACCAAACUCGCCAAGUGGCUGCACGACAACUGGACCACGCACGCGGUCCUCUGCAAAGAUAUAGAAUCUGAAGUAAAGACGCUGGUCGCUCUCGGUGAUUUAGGAAUCACCACGUGUCACAAGAACUCAGUGGAUGUCAGCGCUAUGACCACGCCGGGGGCUCAGUUCUCGGCUCAGCAUGUUAGCGCGGCCGCCUGUGUCAUUAAUUUGAAGGAGCAAGUAUGCCUCCUGCUAGAAGGGGCGGAGUCCCCCUGCCUCCCCCUCGUGUUGUCGAGCUGCGCGGCGGCGUGCGGGGGGGGGAACAUGUUCGUCCGCCCCCCCACGCAGCGCGCCAUACUGCAGCUCAGUGUCGACCUCUGUGUCGUCUACGUAAGCAGAAAACCGAAGGAAGUGAACGAGUCAUUUCUAUUGAAACUCCACGCAAUAUGGAACGUGUGUUGUCCGGACAGAAAGAGGUCUCCUCCUCAAGAAAUAACCCUCCCGGAGAGGCGAGAGGAACUAUCACCACAAUUCCGAAACUUCGAAGACGAAGAACGCGCCCCAACGCCUAUAAGCGACGAGGAAGUCCCCACUAAAAUCGUCAUACUAAACCCAAACUCGGAGAAUGUGCAACCGAACUCGGAGAAUUUGUUACAAGACUCGGAGAAAUUGCAGCAAAACUCGGAGAGUUUGCCCCAAAAGUCGGGUAGUCAAGGCCAAGAGGGUGACGAUAGUGAUGUGAAUUUAGAGUUUUUCGAUAGAAUCUUGUGUCCGAGGAAUAUAAUGUUGCUCAGUGAUGGGAAGAGUGUCGAUGUUUGGGAGGCGAUGGCUACUGUUUUAGUUUUUCUGUUGAAACAUGAUUAUUUGAGCGAAGACUCGCUUACUGAGCAGUGCUUGGCUGUUUAUAGACAGGAUUGGUCUCAGAGCGUCCUAGAGAGUCUAUCAACAUGUAUGAAGUCAGUAUCAGCGCGGUGGUCUCGAUCCUCCACAGGCAAGUUCACUCUAUUCCUAGACUUCCUAGCCGAAUACUGCGGAGACAUGGACUAUGAUCCGUCCGAUCCGAUAGAGGGAUAAAUCAUUAAUCACCAUUGUUGUAAAAUUUAUUUAUUUUUAAUCACCACUUUGUGUUUUUUGUGUGGAAUUAAUCACCAAGUGUAUCAAGGCGUUUA
Messenger RNA from Spodoptera frugiperda (fall armyworm), 5611 nucleotides. RefSeq lists its product as uncharacterized. Gene Ontology annotation, biological process: chromatin organization. Bases 96 to 5516 code for a protein of 1806 amino acids. The record is from RefSeq and is a predicted model, not a curated record. NCBI's taxonomy places the organism in Eukaryota, Metazoa, Arthropoda, Insecta, Lepidoptera, Noctuidae. The transcript has 20 exons. Gene Ontology annotation, cellular component: nucleus.